Molecule: messenger RNA, 5838 nt
Organism: Numida meleagris (helmeted guineafowl)
Lineage: Eukaryota; Metazoa; Chordata; Aves; Galliformes; Numididae
Gene: ZBTB8B
Product: zinc finger and BTB domain containing 8B
Exons: 4
Coding region: 76-1506 (476 amino acids)
Biological process (GO): regulation of transcription by RNA polymerase II
Cellular component (GO): nucleus
Molecular function (GO): DNA-binding transcription factor activity, RNA polymerase II-specific; RNA polymerase II cis-regulatory region sequence-specific DNA binding; protein binding
Source: RefSeq, a predicted model, not a curated record
UCCGCGGGGGGCGGAGUUCCGGGAGCGCCACUUCCUGCUUCCGGGAAGGCACGGCGGCGCGGGGAGCACGUGGCCAUGGAGAUGCAGUCGUACUACACCAAGCUGCUGGGAGAGCUCAACGAGCAGCGCAAGAGGGACUUCUUCUGUGACUGCAGCAUCAUCGUGGAGGGGAGGAUCUUCAAAGCGCACAAAAACAUUCUGUUUGCCAACAGCGGCUACUUUAGGGCUUUGCUGAUUCACUACAUACAGGACAGCGGGCGGCACAGCACGGCCUCCCUGGACAUUGUCACAUCGGAGGCUUUCUCCGUCAUCCUGGAUUUCCUUUACUCCGGGAAGCUGGAUCUCUGUGGGGAGAACGUCAUCGAGGUCAUGUCUGCGGCUAGCUACUUGCAAAUGACAGACGUGGUCAACUUCUGCAAAACCUACAUAAGGUCCUCGCUAGAUAUUUGCAGGAAAAUAGAGAGGGAAGCCGCUUUCUACCAGGCUGACAGCGGGAGCGGAGGCUCCGCAAGAGAGGGCCCCUCGCACGGCGCCAAGGGCCAGGGCUCCGCCUCAGCCCUGCGGGAGAAGGAGAGGAUCGCGGAGUGCCAGGGCGACCCUCCCUGCGGCGAGUGCGCCAGCUGCCAUCCCCUGGAGCUGGUGGUGAGGGACCCCGGGGGCGGCGACUCCCCAGAUGAUGCCAACUCUUCCCUGCCCAAGGGGGUGGAACCCAAGGUGGAGUUUGAUGCAGAUGAGGUAGAGGUGGAGGUGGGUGGGCGGCUGCAGCAGUUCCCAACGCCGUUGUCUCUGGAGCAGAUGGAAGAGGGGCUGCACGGAGGGCAGGCGAUGGACCUGGCUUGCAAUAACUAUCACAUGAAACAGUUCCUAGAGGCCUUGUUGCGCAACAGCUCGGCUCAGAGGAAGGAUGACGUAGUUCAUCACUUUGUUCGGGGCUUUGAGGGUAGGCCGGAGGAUGCGGGGGUAGCCAUGAGCUCCAUGAUGGACAUUCACAGCGACUGGUACGGUGAGGACACAGGUGAUGUGUUAGUUGUGCCAAUCAAGCUUCACAAAUGUCCGUUCUGCCCCUACACGGCAAAGCAGAAGGGAAUACUGAAACGGCACAUCCGCUCUCACACCGGGGAGAGACCCUACCCCUGUGAGACGUGUGGGAAACGUUUCACUCGGCAGGAGCACCUCCGGAGUCACGCUUUAAGUGUGCAUCGAUCAAAUAAGCCGAUUAUCUGUAAAGGUUGCAGGAGAACAUUCACGAGCAGCCUGUCUCAAGGAUUACGACGCUUUGGCUUGUGUGACAGCUGCACUUGUGUGACCACCACGCAUGAGGACUCGAUGCCCAUUAACCUCAGCCUGAUGGAACCAUCAUCAGAGGGCCAGGAGAAGGGCGAUACGGAUAAUGACUGGCCCAUAUACGUGGAGUCUGGGGAGGAGAACGAUCCCGCUGAUGAUGAUGAUGCUGAGGACAAGCAGGAAAUCCCCAGGAGCUUAUCAGACCGAGAAACGCUCACGUAGCAGUGGGAGGAGGUGGGGAGGAUUGAAAGUCUCUCUCUGACAGUGGUUGGUCUGCAACAGAAAACUUUGUGUUUAUCCAGUUAGUGAGACUGAGCUGUUUUUUUUAAAUUAUUAUUCAAUUUUUUAAUAGAAGAAUGGGAAGAAUUAGAGUUCUUAAUACUUCUAAGUUUUCAGUGCUGUGCACCAGAAUUCUGUGAAGAAUCUUCUGCCUGGGGUUCGCAGAGGUUUUAUCUGAGCAAUCUCCAGCUGUGUCUCUGCCUCCUGGUUUCGAGGGAGAGGCAGCGUUUUGUAGGCAGGACACCUGUUGUUUUCAUAGCAGGUUUCUUCAAAUAAUGUCAUGUUCCUAAUCCCUGGUCUGAAAGGGACACCACCGUCUCCCUGAAGAUUAGAUUAGAAGAAAUGUGGUUUUCGUCCUUACCUUGGACUUUUCUAAACUAAGUUGUGAUCUUUCUGUAUUAGGACAGUAUUAUCUGAACUGUAAACCUUGCGUCUUUUCAUAGACUUACUGUGACCUGGAAACCAGGGCAGACACGCCAGGAUAACAAAAAUAUGCUGCUACUGAAAGCAUAGAAAGUAAGAAUAAAUACAUUUCACAUAUCCUUAACUACAAGUGUUUAGAGAACAAGUUUCUCUUUCCGAAUUGCUUUUACUGCAUCUUCGUCUUUCAAGAGCUCAGACUGCAGCUCUUCAGGUGUGUCCUUGAUGUCACUUAGACACCAGCAGUUUUGGCUCAAGAAGUACUAAGCACAGGUAGUGGUGUCUGUUGUCUUGGUCUCUCAGCUUAGACUAAGUGAACUGCCCAGUUCUCUUCAGCUGUUCACAGCAGAAGUUAAGAGCUAUCCAUCAGGUUACUGGGGAAUUCCAAUUCCAGCACAGUAACUCAUCGGAUUCACAGCUGAUGUGGCUGAGGAAUGGUUAAAUGAAGGUCAGUGAGCUCUGCAUGUGAAACAGCACAGUGUACCUUUAUAGAAGCAAUUGGCUGGGAAAUGUCAAGAAUUCAUUGCUAAUCUCUUGUAUGCAAAUCUUUUCCUCUGCUUUCUUUCAGUCUUUAGCAAUCUUUUUCACAGUCUGUAUUGCUGUAUAAAUUCAUACCACUAUUGGGGUUUUUAAACUCCAUUGUUUCAUUGCUGGCAGAGAUAAAGGUUGGCUUUCAGAUGAGGUGAGAUUUUUACCUUUCCAGGUAAAACUGAGUUAACAUAAGUUAUGAAAAAUCAGCCUGGGAAGCUUUAGAAGAAAACACCAACAGAAAUUCUGUUUGCACGGUGACCUACUGUUCCCUAAAGAAGAGACAGAACUGAAAGAUACUCUUAAGCAGCUUUGCUGUUUUGUUCAUAGGUGUUUAAGGAAAAGGCAAAUUGUGCAUGAGUCUUUCUAGCUGAAAUGCUAGAUCAGAAGACUAACUAGGCAAGGCUGAUGAAGAACGAGCAGUUCCUCCCACCUUUACAUGAAGAUACUGGCAUCACUUGCUGCGUUUAUUUUCUGUAACUUAAGCUGAAUAAGUUUUCAGUAGUUCCAGAUCAUCUGUAACUUUUAGUUUGUAAUAGUGAACAGUGUCAUAGUGGCACCUUGAAAAAUCUCACUGGGACAAGACAAAAAGAAUCCAGGUCUCUAGUCCCCUUUAUUACUCAUCCAACUUAAGACUGUAUUGUGCAGAUGCCAGAUUUGGAGCUGAGCUCCUCUGACAAUUCCGUUGUCAUUUUGGGUCCGAAGCACUUUUGGAAACGGGAACAAAGCGUUGCCUUUAAGUGGUGCCAGCAUGCACGGAAAUGCCACCUGCAGCCUACGAGUACCAACCUGUUGAAUUGCUGUUCUAUUUUUGUUGAAAACAUGCAACUUCAGAGGGUGUUUUUCUGGUAUCUGAUUAUCUGGUAUUGGAAGGACUUCUGUGAGUAAGAACACCUGAAAAAGUCACAUUGUCUGUGUUUGUUAGGAGACUAGCUCACUAAUGAAAGUGAGAUAAGAAUGUAAAUAGGGAUCCACAAUGAUAUUUAGUGACCGGGCAUCCCAAGGCAGCAGGACUGGUCAUUCUAGCAUGAAGAUGCCAAGUCAUUGUAAAUAUUGGUAGAGGCAACUAGACAUGGAAUCUCAGCUGAGCACGGUUCUGGCUGGUGCGCUGCGAUGGAACUCAGAAGGUUCUCGUACCACGUGGCUGAGCUGUGCUGAGAAGCAGGGCAGCUAACUCUGAAACUGAAAGGCGUUCAGAGAAGGGAAAGUGAAGCUCUUGUGAAAGUCUGUAAGAAAAGCUGCAGGAAUGACUGCAGAGACCUUCAGCAAUUUUACUUCAAUCCGCUUUCUUUGGUCUUAGAGGUUGUUCUUGUGUGUCUUGUGCAUAGAGAAUGGAGCUGUGUUAUGGUUUGUGUGGCUCUGAGUAGGGGUGGGGGUGGGUGCUGCUCGCAUUCCAGAUUGAAAGUGACCACCAAAAUCGAUGUUUCCUGUUGAUCUGUCAUAUUGUGCUACUUCGUUUUCAAUUGAGUCCUUCAGCUUUUGUAUUUAGUAGAAGAGGAUGGAGUUUAUCCACAUUCUUGUGACCAAAUGUUCAUGUCAGUGUUUGCUGUGCUUUCCACCUGUUUUUUUGGUGUUUUCCUGAAAUCUUCCACUGUAAUUCCAGCCUGCACAAGCUUUGAGAAAAUGAUGUGCUAUAAAACAUUCAUAUGGUGCUUAAUGAAAAAAAUCAAAAAUGUUUUACAGAACUCAUUUCUAAUAUAAUCUCUUUCUCCAAGUUUUUAAAGGUCACACAGAAUACAUAUUUAAAAGUCUUAGCUCCAUGUAACUGAGUUUGUUUAGGAGCAUAUGUUUAGCAUACCUUGCACACAAUUGCACUGUGUUUCAUGGAGGAAUAGAUGCUGCACUGCUAUUCACAGUGCAUUUAACCUAUUGGUGCAGGACCUUGUAAAUCUUCCAGAUGUGGUAAUUUAAUUUACUGAUGUUUUGUAAGGCAGUUUCAUAACUGGAGUCCUUUCAUCUAGUCUAAGUGAUGAUUCUCAUAAAUCUAACUUUGUAGAAGUGACUUUAUAUUUGUGGAUCUUGGAGCAUUCUUGAGCUUUCUGAUUGUCUAGAAAAUAAAGCUCUGACAGGGUUGCUUUGGGGUUUUUAUUUUUUUUUUUUAACCAUGGAAAAGUUAACUUAGUGAAUCGGAGCAUGUCUACAUUGAGAUUCACAUUUCAGUUUCUAGGUGUUAAAAUUGAAUGCAUCCACUUCUGCUGACACACACCACGCGAGGAAAAGUCAGAUUCUUGGUAGGGAAGAACUAAAAGGAUGCUGUCAGCUUAAGCCGUAGCCACCUGGGAUAUUUUAGAAGAUCUUUUCUAUUACUAAUACUAACUUUGUUUUCUUACAAGCUGAUGUGGUUUCAUAACCAUCUUGAAUUUUUAAAAUCUUUUUCAAUGCUUUUCUUUUUUCGUGCUGGUCAAGAAAACUCCAACAGGAAAGCAGUCACUGAUGCUAGCUAGAGAACAUCUCGGCAAAUAUCGUUAGUAAGAUGCAUAAUGGGGAAAAAAAAACUAGAUUUGUUUUUUUUUUUUUUCAAUGGCAUUGGAUAUUUCACAUACAGACUUUUAAAAAUCCUGCUUUUAAAGUCUAUUUAAAAUCUGUAUUUAUCUGUUGGUUUAGAAUAUUGUGAGUUGUUGGAAAAAUGUAAUAACCCUUGCUUUCCCCCACUUUUUUACAGUGAAAUACAAUCACUUUUAUUUCAUUGGGUUCCUUAUUUUUAUACGUUUUUCUUUCAGAUAAGCCUGGAAAUUAUUCUCAUUUCCAAACCCACUGGAAUGCCAUUUAUUAUUUUUUUAAUCAUUAAAACUUUUGAUUAGUAUUAAAGAUAUUUUGGUCCAACUUAACAGCACCCUCUAAUGUGCACCUAAAACCUCAGUUCCCAUUAACGCCCGUCAUUAGCGUGUCAACGGAGUAAUUGAGGACGGUCUGUUUCUUACCUCUUGGGUUGUUUGACACUCUAGUUUUCUACAUGUCUGGAAAUACCCCUAGCAUGUAUGAGAAUCAAAGGGAGACCAGCUCGCAAAAGCCUUGCCAGUGGCUCCAGUUAGCUGUGCUCACACAGAGCUGCUGUUGGGUUUGCAGCUGGAGCUGUGAUGUCUCACUUCUGCCAUGCGGGUCCAUGGAGUGCUCUUUGUAAAACAGAAUUAAUGUACAAACCCACCACCCAGGAAAUUUACCCUUUUUAAGGGGUGGGGAUAAAAUACAUUUAAGUGCUUUCUCUAACUUUCUACAGUGGUGGAUGACUGAGUUUUCUUUGUGGUACGUUAAAUAUAUGCACUAUGUAUGUUGUUGUAUGUAGUCUAGUUCUUUUAUGGUUAAAGAACAUAAAGUGUUAAAUAUUAA